Molecule: messenger RNA, 1155 nt
Organism: Nannospalax galili (Upper Galilee mountains blind mole rat)
Lineage: Eukaryota; Metazoa; Chordata; Mammalia; Rodentia; Spalacidae
Gene: Psma8
Product: proteasome subunit alpha 8
Exons: 7
Coding region: 79-828 (249 amino acids)
Biological process (GO): ubiquitin-dependent protein catabolic process
Cellular component (GO): proteasome core complex; nucleus; proteasome core complex, alpha-subunit complex
Source: RefSeq, a predicted model, not a curated record
GGGCGUUAGCACGUGGUGAGGCCGGUGAGGCUCCAGAGCAACCCCAGGUGAGGCCGUGUUAGCUCGGUGAGGUCCUUCAUGAUGGCUUCGCGGUAUGACAGGGCAAUCACCGUCUUCUCCCCUGAUGGACACCUGUUCCAAGUGGAGUAUGCCCAGGAAGCAGUGAAGAAAGGCUCCACCGCGGUUGGAAUUCGAGGUACUAAUAUAGUUGUACUUGGGGUGGAAAAAAAAUCAGUUGCCAAGCUUCAAGAUGAAAGAACUGUAAGGAAAAUUUGUGCCCUUGAUGACCAUGUCUGCAUGGCUUUUGCAGGACUGACUGCUGAUGCUAGAGCUGUGAUAAACAGAGCCCGGGUGGAGUGCCAGAGCCAUAAGCUUACGGUUGAAGAUCCAGUCACUGUGGAAUAUAUAACUCGCUUCAUAGCAACCUUAAAGCAGAAAUACACCCAGAGCAAUGGGCGGAGACCUUUUGGUAUUUCAGCCUUAAUUGUAGGUUUUGAUGAUGAUGGCAUCCCAAGAUUAUAUCAGACUGACCCCUCUGGUACUUACCAUGCUUGGAAGGCAAAUGCAAUAGGCCGGAGUGCUAAAACCGUUCGGGAAUUUCUAGAAAAGAAUUACACAGAAGAUGCCAUCUCGAAUGACAAUGAAACUAUCAAAUUAGCAAUAAGAGCUUUGCUAGAGGUUGUCCAGUCUGGAGGAAAAAACAUUGACCUGGCUAUAAUAAGAAGAAAUCAGCCUCUGAAGAUGUUUAGUGCCAAAGAAAUUGAAUUACAAGUAACCGAAAUAGAAAAGGAAAAGGAGGAAGCAGAGAAGAAAAAGUCAAAGAAGUAAAUCUAAUUCCUAGGACACCCUGGGAAUAGCUGUGUCCUGUUGCACCGCUUGGAACCCUUAGCGAGGCUUUAGGGAAAGUGGUAGUUAGAGCGUAAUGUUUAGUCCUCCUUGGGCAUCUUUGAGCAUGCCAGCUUUGCUAUCGCUUCUAACACAGGUUACUGUGUAGAUUUUCUUUAAAAGUCCUCAAUUCCAUAUAAGUCUGAGACUUUGCUAUGAAAGUUGCUUAGUAUGUUGUUUUUCUUCACAUAAGCAAAAUUUAAGAAAAUUUUUAUUUAAAAAAUGAGUAAUUUUAUGAAGUUUGUGUAUUCAUUGUCAGUUAAGAAGCUA